AUGAAAGAUUCUUGUCGAGUCGACUUUCGCGAGAUUCAACGUAGAAAUGGAAAAAUAAUUAUUCGUGCUUUGAUGGGAGUUGAAAAAGCAACCGUCAAUGCAAUUGUUGAGAAAAUUUGUUGUGAACAUAACAUUAUCGUCUUUAAAAAUGAAGUAGAAAAGGAAGUGAAAAGCUUUAUUUAUCGUGGAUACAAAUUGGGUUUCAUCGAUGUAACAGAAGAUUCGUGCUUUGUUAUCAAUCAUAGGAUCAAAGAACAAUUUACCAUGGCAAAGCAACAUAAUAAAACAUCAAAAGUUCUGAAAUCCCAUUUGAAACGAAAAGUUCGCCCAAAGCAAGCAUUGAAGAAGUCAAAACAAUCUCAAAAAUAA
Messenger RNA from Clunio marinus, 369 nucleotides. Lineage: Eukaryota; Metazoa; Arthropoda; Insecta; Diptera; Chironomidae. The record is from the annotation of a GenBank genome assembly.